Molecule: messenger RNA, 4327 nt
Organism: Rhopilema esculentum
Lineage: Eukaryota; Metazoa; Cnidaria; Scyphozoa; Rhizostomeae; Rhizostomatidae
Molecular function (GO): protein binding
Source: RefSeq, a predicted model, not a curated record
UGACUGCGACAUUGCCUGACGCAGCACAGUGUCUCUGCCUGACGCAGCACAGGCGCUACUAGCGAUGGGAGAAGCUGUAGCGAGGGUGUGAAUACAAACCAAAGAAAAGAGAUUGGCAACGUUGCUGAAAUAGAAAGCUUUUAAGAAAGAUCUUAAGUUGAGUUAUUUCUUGUUAUCCACUGUAGCCACCAAGAAGGGUAUUGCGUCUCGGCUGAAGAAACCGAAGGAAGGAAAUGACAUCAAUGAAUUUGUAAACCUCUCGAUUAGGCCAGGUGAUAAUGAGGAAAUUUAUUCCGAACAUGACUCAUUUGCUGCACAAUUGAUCGGAAUUCAACGCUUGUCAUUGUUGUUUUUGGUAGAAAAGAAAGUGGAUCGCUAGCUGUUUCUCUUGUUUGAAACAUCUUCAGCGAAUAACGCCUGUCUGCAACAGUAUUGCAAAUUUUUAUUGUGGCGGUAUGUCUUGGAUACUGUCGCUGGAUUAUUGGAAAUUUUCGGCAAAUAGGGACGGCAGUUCUUCUGGCUGGGUGUCGAGUAAAGUGCCUGGGUUUGUUUUAGUAUGAAGAGGCAUGUUAACAACAAUGAUGUCUAUGGUUUUCAAGGUCCUCAUUUGUCUUGCACAUGAAAUUGGAGGAACUGUCUUUGUUAGUUCAUUUAAUGUUUCGCCAAGUCUACAACUGGGCAGUUCAAUUUUUUAUGAAACAACAAAUGGAUCUAACCAGCACAAUUCUUUGCUGGGAGAAGUUAAACAGCAAAGAACCACCCAAAUUCAGAACAUAGCACAAAGCAGAAUAAAGACAAGUCCUUUGAGGCAGUUUGCAACUACCAAUCUAGAAAAAAGCACAGUUGCAGCUAGCAUCUCAAUGACUAAUAUAAAUUUGAAUGGCUAUGCUUCCGUUGCAUCUUUUCCCAAAGUAUCCUCAACUGUAAAUAUUUCAUCCUGCAUUGAAUGCAAUAACUCUUCAGAAAGUGAUAAAAGCUUUCUCUUCAUGAUGCUAGGCAUUGGAAUUGGGGCCACGUUUUUCAUUUUCAUUGUUUCAUUAGCAGUUGUUAUUUGCUUAAGAGUAAGGAAAAGCAGAGUUGCUGAAGCCAGAAAAUCCUCGGAAUUUGACGACACCUUCAUGUCAAAAGAAUCUAUCUUCAACAGCUCAACUCUGCAGUUGCAUAGAGGUCUAAAUAAUGAUGGUCUUGAACUAGACGCAUACAAUAAUCCAGUUUUUUCUGAGAGAAGUGCAAAGCAUGUGUCCGCUCAUCACACUAGUGAUGUCCCUGUUGACAUUAAUAUUGAAGUAGUUGAUGCCAUGCCUACUGAAUCAAACGCAAAGUCAAAGAACAAUUUAGACAAUGAGACAGAAUAUGGUGUGUCAGUUAAAUUGAUCGAAGAUUGGUGUGAGGAUCUAGAAGAUGAAAACACAGAGAAGUACAAGGAAUUGAAAAACAAUAUUGAAGAUUCAGUCAGAUAUAUUUAUAGAGAGAAAGAAGGAUUCAAAAAUGUCAGACUAAAGUCAUUUAGGAACGGCAGUGUCAUUGCAGACUUAGUUUUAAUCAUGCUUGCUGCUGUAUGCAAUCCUCUAGAUGUCCUUGAAAUGUCCGUGCGUAACUCGAUACUCGGAAGUUUUCAAGUAGAUCCCCAUUUCCGCUUAGUAUCAGAUGCCAUUGCAGAUGGCAUUCUGGGAAGCGGGGAUACUAACGAUGGUGCCUCUGUUACAUCAAGUAAGAAGUAUGUCCACAGAAAGUCAAGUGAAGGCUCUUUUGAAAAUAGACUGGGAAUGUUUAGUAGUGAUUCGGGUCUUGGCAUUGAUAUGAAAGAGCGUCCGCUGUCGUUGGACGACAUACGACAGUUACCUUCUACUGCCAGUGCUAGAUACGGUCGUGAUAGCGGAAUAGGGUCUAUGCCUGAGCUUAAUGGAUCAGAGGCCCGAUUGUACAAAAGCGAGGCAAGUGUGUUUGAUGACAUUCUAGAGUCAUCGGAUGAUCAGCUGCAAGACGCUUGUACAUUAAGAACUGAAGUGCAGGUUUCACCAAGAAGACACACAGAUGUUCCACACGUGGCACUGUACAAUUUUACUGGUGAAAGUAACCGUGAACUAAGUGUGGGCCAGGGAGAAGUUUUGUACAUAAUUAAUAAAGAGGUCUCCGGUUGGGUCAAAGUAAGAAAUUCUUUGCAGCAACGCGGAUGGAUUCCUGUUUCAUUUCUUGUUCACGUGAGUCAAUCACAGCUGGUAGAUACCCAGGAGACUGUCGAGACGCUAGAGUUCUUUGACAAUGUCCUGGACCAGCUUGAUAAUGAUUCUGAAAGUAGCACCUCCACAGUAAGCAGCACUGAAAGUGAAAGUACCCCGCAUCAAGCAGAUCUAUCCAAUGACAUAAAUUCGGCGAACAAAAUUUUAGCUGCUCCUGAAGAUAAUUUGAAGAUUAAAGUGAAGCAUUGCAAAUCUGUGUAUAAAUUCGACGGAGAAGAUCCCUCAGAAAUUUCGUUCGCCGAAGGGGAACUAAUUCGUGUCGUAAAGAUGAGCAGUGGUGGUUGGUGGAAAGGACAGCUUAAAGAUGAAAUUGGCUGGUUUCCUUCCUCAUAUGUUAUGCCUCUGAACGAAGAGAGUGAGCUGCAACCAGGUGUCAACGUUUCCAGUUUCGGUAAAGUCAGUCGUGACGAGCGACGAAAUACGUACAGUGAUCCGAGCACACGAACCCGCACGCGGCCAUCGAUUUACGAGCUGCAGAACUUAACACGUGGCGACCAAUCACACCAAUCCUUGCAACGAGGCUCAAGAGCGAGGAAGGAUUAUGCAAAUUUAUAUGUUCAAAUUUUGAAACGAGAGUCGAAUGAAAACAUACCAAAGUCCUGUUCCCUUUCGUCUUUACAAACAGGUCCAGACGGGUCGAGUUUGGACAGGCCUCUACGCCCGCCUCCAUCACCUCCAAAAGAUGACAAAACAUAUUUUGAAAACAUGACGGAAGACACAAGCGCGAAAACUGCAGCCUCUCUUGUCAAAAAGACUCGUUCAUUUGACGAAGGUCCCCCUAAGCGAACUGUACCUUUACCGCCAACCCCAAGGCUACCACUUGCACCCUUCUCUCUUGUAAGGAUGAACAGACAACAUGAUGCAAGUUUUCAUGAAAAAGAAUCUUCUAUCAAGGUGGCUCCUCCAUCCAGAACUAGAUACGAAAUAUCACAGGAGAAGCCUCGCAAACUUAUCGAUAUUGAACGAAAGGAAAGCUUAAAAAGCAUCCCUUCUAGUGAACUUGCAGAAGACCUUGAGGAUAGUUGAUCACUUCAUUCUUGCUGCUUCCCAAAUUUUCAGUUAUUUGAUCGAUCGAUUUCACCGAAUGGCAGUUUUGGAAGCAUCGUGAUUCCAAGGUUGUGUCUAGCUAUUUGCAGCACUGUCUGCAGCCUGAAAGUUUCCUAAGAGCACUUAACAAAAAGUGUUUGAAGUGAAAACGUACAAAAAAUGGAAGGGCGAACACUUGCUUUAUAUUACCUUUCCAAUUCCACUGAAAAUUGUGUAGCUGAAGUUAAAUUCUCAAAAUGAUAAAUCUUGGUUAUAAAAAUGCUAUUUUCUAAACCGCCAAACAAGACUUAAUUGGCCAUCGCUGAAAAUCUGAGCCUUGUUGGUUCAUCAAGACCUUUGGCUGACAAUGAAUCUUUCGCCAAGGCAAUGGAUCUUUCGCCAAGCCAAUGGAUCUUUCGCCAAGACAAUGGAUCUUUCGCCAGAUGUCGUAGCAUGUGAAAUGUGUCAAUUUGGUCUAAUCUUGUAGAGACCACUUCAUUUUCCAAUAAACGAUCUACCAUUGGCUGACACCACGUUGCAAUUAAAGUUCUACGCUUCAUUAGAACCAUAUUAUUUCGUAAUUAUUGGUCUUAGUUUCCGUUGCUAGUGUAUGUACAAAAGGCCUCAACGAGGCCACCCCUCCUUAAUGCGACCAUAGGAUAUGUUUUAACAGUAAAACAAUCAACGAAAGGACUUUGUUCCAGUAAUAGAUCAAAAUUCCUCGUCUAAUAGGUCCUGUUAAUAAAGAGGUUUGGUUGGAUUAAGAUUUUCUACAAAGUUACUGCUAGCAUCUAAGCCUUCAAGCUAACGUUAAUUUUAGCAGUAUUCUAUUUGGAGAUGAAGCCCCAUAAAAUACUCUAGCGUUAUUUUAGACAGUAAACAAAAGUCUUAGAGAUAAAGUUUUUAAAGAUAAAUGUCUUUAGUAAACAAUGAAAGCGUCAAGCCCUAUUUAUGUAUUUAAUCCAAUUAAAUGAAAGCAUGUAACAAAAAAUAGCUUAUCGUCGAAGUUCGCUACUGGAUAAUUUAAUUGCUUUACAGAAAAGAUUAGUAAAAUAUGGAAA